AUGGAGUUCUCAUCGAUCUUAUCAUCUGCUUUCCGAUUGUUAACUUGGACCUUCAGGCCUUCAAAUUCCUUUUUGAGUCGUGGCGUUCGUGCUAUGAGCGCCGCCUCAGCCGCACCGAGCAAGGUUGUGAAAUCGCCGCCGUGGAUGAUGCUGCCGCCGUCGUUUGAGGGCGGCAGAAUGGUUAAUUACAACUUCUACAGCCUGGGACACGACAAAGUCUUGAGCUUUGACGGCGGCAGGACAUCAUCACGGUACGAGAAAUCAGAGACGAGCAUAAUCGUGGGAUCCUCACACGGCUGGCUGGCCCUUUUCAAUCCGACCAAUUCCGAACUGUUCCUGUCGAACCCCCUCACCGGCCGCCACGUUAGUCUCCCGCCGGUUCCCCCCUAUGGCCGCCACGUGGGUCUCCUGCCCCACAUCACCGUCGAUGAUGACGGCUGUGCGUGGGUCAACAAGGUGAUAAUCUCCGGUGAAGACCCAGAACACGAAGAUUGCCGGGCCUUGAUGAUCUUCGGCACUUGCGAAAUCCUUGCUUUCUGCUGCCCGGGCUGGGCCGGGGCAGGGUGGACCCGCAUCGGCGCCCACACUUAUCCUCCGUACAAUGACGUGAGGGGAUACGAGGAUAUGGUGUACUCAGGCUCGGAGAAUCUAUUCUUCUGCCUCACUCAGAUUGACUCUGGCGAUUUGGAGGCAUGGGAUCUCACAGACCCCACCUCGCCUAGGCUGGUAUGGUCGAACCACAAGGACUUGUUGGGCUAUAAAAACUACAUUUCUUGGUUGGAUGAUGUGGAGCAUUUACGUUUGUCGGAGACUGGCAUUUGGACAAGGGCACUUAGAUACUUGGUGUAUGCAGAGGAUUUGCGGCAGUUGUUUCUUGUCACUCGUCACUUAGUCGAGCAAAUGGCUCCGGAUGGUUCGUCUGUGGAGGACUUGGAAAGAGACAAUGAAUACCCGUACAAGACGGUGGCUUUUGAUGUGCAUAAAAUCGACCGGGAAGAAGGUGGAGGAGGGAAGUUGAGCUAUGUUGAUGGGUCGUUGAGUGGGUUGGCUAUGUUUGUUGGGCUUAACCACUCGUGCGCGGUGAUGGCUACAAACGAUGGGCUGAAGCCCGAUUCCAUAUACUUCACGGAUGACAAGGAAUUCAACCCGAGAAAUUCGAAUUACACUGAUGAGGAGGAAAAAAUGUAUGGGGGGCAUGAUAUUGGGAUUUAUGAUUAUGAGAAGAAGACUAUCUCCCCUUGCUAUUAUCCGUGCGAAGUGGGGAGAUUGAAAAGGAUUAUGCCUUCACCUAUUUGGUUUACUCCUCGUAACUAA
Molecule: messenger RNA, 1314 nt
Organism: Striga hermonthica
Lineage: Eukaryota; Viridiplantae; Streptophyta; Magnoliopsida; Lamiales; Orobanchaceae
Source: the annotation of a GenBank genome assembly